AGAGAGAGAAUCAUCCAGUUGGUUUGGUGGGUCGUAGAAGAACUCCCAAUCAGAGCCAUUCUAGCUUGUGUCCAUUAGUAGGGGGCAUUUUUAUUUUUAAGAAGACAAGAUAACGCUGAAAGUAGAUCAAAUCACAUUUGACCCCUGGACACACGGUUGUGAUUGAUGGGUUUCGGAUCAACGGUGCUGGCAUAUUGGGUUUGACAAAUAUGGUCCCACUUUGAUUAAAAAAAUUUACCUCCUUUUGUGCCUCUCUAGAGAUGCUCAUAUAUUGCUUCACUUCAGCUCCGUCUCCCUUUUCAUUCCUCUCUCUCUUCUUUCUCUCUCUAAUUGGAGGUAGCCAAGUCAGAGCAGCCGACAGGGAGCAUCCGUCUCAUCUUCAAUACGAAUCGAUUUCGUACAUCUGAGGGGGAGAAUUUGAAAUGGAUCUUAAGGAGAUACCGAAGAAAGUACCCCCUGAUCACCAAUCUUUCAACAAUUUCAAUCUGCAGCAGUGUCAGCAGAAGUGGGAAGAAGAAGAUUCUUCAAUGCAAGACUACGAGAUGAACACUGAACAAAGCCAGUUCCCAGAAUUCAACCAACCAUCUGAAGCCCCGUCUUCAGUUACUCCCAAUCCAAAUAAUGAAACUAAAAUCCCAGAAUGGGAUCCAAGGGCAAUGCUGAGCAACCUGUCUUUCCUUGAACAAAAGAUCCAUCAACUCCAAGAUUUGGUUCGUUUAAUUAUGGGCCGUAGAGGCCAGGGUCCCUCUCGGGCUGAUGAACUUGUAACUCAGCAACAACAGCUUGUCACUGCUGAUCUCACUUCAAUUAUAGUUCAACUGAUUUCCACCGCAGGUAGUCUUCUCCCUUCUGUAAAGCAAACCCUGUCAGCAAAUCCCUCAUUUGGUCAACUUGGUGGAGUUGUAUUUCCGUCCGGCCCAAAUUUUAAUGGAAAUGGAAACAAGGUUACUGAUCAGCCCAACCAUGUUGAUCUCAAAACUGAACAAAAUUGGACUGAAGAACAUGAGUCAAAAGAUGAAGAAGAUGGUGACGAAGGGGAAAACCUUCCACCCGGUUCCUAUGAAAUCUUGCAACUAGAGAAAGAGGAAAUUCUUGCUCCUCACACCCACUUUUGUAUGAUUUGUGGAAAAGGGUUCAAGAGGGAUGCUAAUUUACGCAUGCACAUGAGAGGCCAUGGGGAUGAGUAUAAAACUGCUGCUGCACUAGCAAAACCUAAUAAGGAAUCGAGCUCUGAGCCAAUGCUUAUCAAGAGGUAUUCAUGCCCAUAUGCCGGUUGCAAGCGGAAUAAAGAUCAUAAAAAGUUUCAGCCUCUUAAGACCAUCUUGUGUGUCAAAAACCAUUACAAGAGGACCCAUUGUGACAAGAGUUACACUUGUAGUAGAUGCAACACUAAAAAAUUCUCUGUUAUUGCGGAUCUUAAAACCCAUGAAAAGCAUUGUGGGAGGGAUAAAUGGCUUUGUUCAUGUGGCACAACAUUCUCAAGAAAAGACAAGCUUUUUGGGCAUAUUACUCUUUUCCAAGGCCACACUCCUGCAAUUCCACUGGAUGAAACUAAAGGCUCGCUAGUUGGGCCAUCUGAUAUAAUGGAGACUACUGAAACAGCGGAUAAGGUUGGAUUUCUAGGUGUCAACUUCGGCUCAAACAUUUCUAAUGCGAUUGGUGUUCAAAAUGUCGGGGAUGUUAAGGGGAGUGCUGAUGAUGAUUCUGCGAGUUUUUUCUCGCCAUUGAGUUUUGAUGCGAGCAAUCUUGGGGGGUUCCAUGAGUUCCCACGACCUCCAUUUGAUGAUUCAGACACUUCGUUUUCAUUUCUGUUGUCUGGAUCAUUCAAUUAUGCGCGGAAGAAUGGAGGGGAGUCUGGUUCUAAUGAUCUUGAAUGAUAUGGGAAAGUUGAUUUUGGGCUUGUGGAAGGAAUCCAUUCCAUUGUUUCCUUUUGGUAUAGGUAUUUGUGUGGUAAUGUGAUUCCAUGUACUAGUAAUUUCUUGAGCUUUAAUAAUAGUAGUUCCUUUCUUUCUGUUA
Rhododendron vialii is the source of this 2016-nucleotide messenger RNA. RefSeq names its product protein SENSITIVE TO PROTON RHIZOTOXICITY 1. The record is from RefSeq and is a predicted model, not a curated record. NCBI's taxonomy places the organism in Eukaryota, Viridiplantae, Streptophyta, Magnoliopsida, Ericales, Ericaceae. The transcript is spliced from 3 exons. Gene Ontology annotation, biological process: response to aluminum ion; response to acidic pH. The coding region runs from base 423 to 1877 and encodes 484 amino acids.